AUGGUUGAUGAUAAAUAUAUUGGAUUGGCCUUGGCUAUGUCGUCCUCUUUAGCGAUAGGGACAUCGUUUAUUAUCACGAAGAAAGGGUUAAUCGAUGCAUCUGCAAGGAACGGAAGUUCACAAGUUCAAGGGCAUGAAUAUUUACAGAAUCCUAUUUGGUGGGCUGGUAUGAUCACCAUGGCUAUUGGAGAAGUAGCCAACUUUGCGGCGUACACAUUUGCUCCUGCUAUUUUAGUUACCCCAUUAGGUGCAUUAUCGGUUAUUAUUGGGGCUGUUUUGGCUGCAGUUUUCUUGAAAGAAGAGCUUGGAACAUUGGGUAAGAUGGGAUGUGCUAUUUGUUUGAUGGGGUCAGUUAUUAUUGUUCUUCAUGCUCCACCAGACAAAGAAAUUGAAACUGUUGAUGAAAUAUUGGGUUACGCAACAAAACCAGGAUUUUUGUUCUACUGUUUCAUGGUAACGCUUUAUUCGUUAUUCAUGAUAUACAAGAUUGUUCCUCAAUACGGCCAUACCAACCCUAUGAUUUACAUCUCUAUUUGUUCUUCUGUUGGUUCUAUUUCUGUCAUGUCUAUCAAAGCCUUUGGUAUUGCCUUAAAAUUAACUUUGAGUGGCCAUAAUCAGUUCACAUAUGUUUCCACCUACUUGUUUAUUGGUGUUGUGGUGUUGUGUAUCUUGACACAGAUGAAUUAUUUCAAUAAGGCUUUGGAUCAAUUUGAUACUUCAAUUGUCAACCCAUUAUACUACGUUACCUUUACCACAUUCACUUUAGCGGCAUCCUUUAUUUUAUUUAGAGGAUUCAAUACUACCUCAGCCAUUAACAUUAUUUCAUUAUUAAUCGGGUUUUUGAUUAUAUUCAGUGGGGUUUAUUUAUUAAAUAUUUCUAGAAAGAACAACGAUGGUAAAGACAAUAGAGAAAUAUUCGGUGUUCACAAUGGAAAAGAAAUGGCACCUUUAGACAAUGGAGUUGGUGGAUUUUCGUCGAUGAGAAGAUCAUUACAAGUUAACAGACAAGAUUAUAAUGAAGAGGAAACGGUAGGCUUAAGAAGAUUUGACAGCUUUGAAUUAGGCAGUGAUGAAGACUCACAAGAUUAUCAUCAAAGAACAUGA
Messenger RNA from Debaryomyces hansenii CBS767, 1104 nucleotides. RefSeq lists its product as uncharacterized. Lineage: Eukaryota; Fungi; Ascomycota; Pichiomycetes; Serinales; Debaryomycetaceae. Gene Ontology annotation, molecular function: magnesium ion transmembrane transporter activity. The record is from RefSeq and is a predicted model, not a curated record. The transcript has a single exon. Gene Ontology annotation, cellular component: membrane. Gene Ontology annotation, biological process: magnesium ion transport. The coding region runs from base 1 to 1104 and encodes 367 amino acids.